Molecule: messenger RNA, 3648 nt
Organism: Onychomys torridus (southern grasshopper mouse)
Lineage: Eukaryota; Metazoa; Chordata; Mammalia; Rodentia; Cricetidae
Gene: Crebl2
Product: cAMP responsive element binding protein like 2
Exons: 5
Coding region: 301-672 (123 amino acids)
Biological process (GO): regulation of DNA-templated transcription
Cellular component (GO): nucleus
Molecular function (GO): DNA-binding transcription factor activity
Source: RefSeq, a predicted model, not a curated record
CCCACUUGGGUUGGGCGGCCAGCCAGCACCUCUGUAAAUACGCCGGGGGCCUGUCAUGGGGCGGGUGAAGGAGGCGGUGGCCGAGUGGGGCGGCGCCUGGGGCAGCCUCCAGGGUCCGCUCUGCCACUCCUGAACUGGUCCGGGUCCCCGUGACCGUGGCUUCAGGGAAGCCAACUGUUAGGCGAAGGAGGAGGCACUCAGAGCCAUAUCCCCUUCUUCCCCGGGGCGGGGGCCGGGCCUGGCCGGCUGAGGCGGGGGAGGGCCGGGAGGGCGCCAGGCCGAGCCGGCCUGUCUGCGGAGAUGGAUGACAGCAAGGUUGUUGGAGGCAAGGUGAAAAAGCCUGGUAAACGAGGGCGGAAGCCAGCCAAAAUUGACUUGAAAGCAAAACUUGAGCGGAGCCGACAGAGUGCAAGAGAAUGCCGGGCCAGGAAAAAGCUGAGGUACCAGUACUUGGAGGAGUUGGUGUCCAGUCGGGAAAGAGCCAUAUGUGCACUUCGAGAGGAACUGGAAAUGUACAAGCAAUGGUGCAUGGCCAUGGACCAAGGGAAAAUCCCUUCUGAAAUAAGGGCCCUCCUCACUGGAGAGGAGCAGAACAAGUGUCAGCAGAGCUCAAGCAGGCAUCCCAAAGCUGGGAAGAUGGAGGCUAACACCAAUCUGUUGCUGGGGAAUUGAACCCGUGGCUUCAGAAAUGGGAGGAUGAAGAGCAUAUAAAAUGCAGCCAGUGAUCAAAACCAAUGGUCCAAGGUCAAUGGAAGACAAAUGGCCAGGACUUUGCUUCUUGGCUCCAUUUACCGCUUACUGCUCAGUAGGCAUGUCUGUAAAUCCGAAGUUUCUACCAAAAUGUGUGAUCAGACAUCACGAAGGCCUUUGCUUUAAUUUUCCACACCUAGAAGACUUGCCAACAUUCAGACCUGUUCUGUAUUGCUCUACAUGCUGGUCAACAAGUUAUAAUGCCUGAAACCCCAGGAGUAGAGGAAAGGAGAGGAAAAGCGCAUGUUUGCACCUUAGCCAUAUGGCUUUUCUGGUUAAUUUCUAUUUUCCUAUGUAACCCGUGUGUGUGUGUGUACGUGUGCGUGUGCGUGUGCGUGUGUGCGUGUGCGUGUGUGUGUGUGUGUGUUCAGGUGUCACUUCUCUUCAUGUUUUUAAUCACCUACAAAACCAAAUGGGCUGUGUUGUUCCCUGUGGUUCUCAGCCUCUAUGGACACAAUGUUACUCCUUUCCAUGUACUUGAGUAAUGUUUGACCGUCUGCGAGCCAUUCCAGCAUAAGCUGUGAGUACAUAUUAACAGAUAUAUACAUUUCUAUUUUUAUAAUCCAUAGUGAUAUGCCUGUUUUAAAGAAUGUUCAUAAGAAAUGCAACAAGAAAGCCCCAGACAGCCUCUUUGUGCUGUUUCCUCAGACUGUGUUUAUGAAAGUUGGCUUGGGCCAAAUCCAUGCUUGGAAAAGAAUUAGCCAUGUUUAUUUUUAGGUGAAAAGUAACCUUUCAGUAGCAUUCAUUAUCUUAACCUGCAGUAAGCAUGUGCACAUGUGUUUCGUUGUAUGUCUACAUGUACAUGGUAGACAGGAGUGAAUGUUCACACACAUUUGCUUGUGUACUCAACUAAGGCAUGGAAUAUUUUUUGAAGAACACAGAAUGAAACUAGCUGCUGAGACUGAGUGUCUGCCUUCCUGUCUAGAGCAUGGGCACACUGCUGGUAACGCUAACGGCUGUUGCAGUUGGCAGAAUACUCAGUCUCUUCCUGACAUGAGUGUCCGUAUGAAUGUGUUCUGAGCCGGAGAGAAGCCGACUGUGUGCUCGUACCCACUUCAGCCUGUGCCUCCACUGUGGUGGGGCAUCCUGAGCUGUACCUUGUGCUGCAGCUCGGGGCCUGGCAGGUAUGUGGAGUGGCAGGUGGCUCUGUAUCAUAGCUGCAUUUACAUGGCAUGGAGUGAAGGUUGAGGGGCAGAGCUCAUAGUAGGAUAUGCUGAGGAUGAGGACUCUACAUCUUCACUCUUGCUGCUUCAGUCAGAUGCCCUGUUCUCUGUUGCUGCUAAAUUAGAACUGUUCCUCACGCUGAUGAGGCAGGAACUUGGCUUCCAAAAAAGAAGUGUUUGCCACAGACUGGCAGUUGAGGAGGAGGUGUGAUAGUCUUCAGGCAUGUCCAGCCUUUGACAUUGUGACUUGAAGCCUGAGAACUGAAUGUUUUAAGUGCGUUUACAGUUUUGUGCUGGGACACAUUUCCUAGCUACUCUGAGGCAUGUGCAGCCUGCAAGCCAUGGCUCAGACUUGCCUGACAGGUUGUCUGUGAGGUGGAACAUGAGAUGGAUCUCUUGGCAGGCAUUUAAACAAAUGCUUCCCCUUACCCUAAAGAUCCCUUGAUUUCAAGCUUCAAACUUAGGUGUGUAUGACUGCCGACAGACCACUAGCCCAGCUUGCUGGGUUCUCUGUGUUUAAGAAAAAUGGACAUUUAAGGAUAUUUAAUGUCUUCUUAGGACCAUAAAUGUAGACAAAGGAUUGUUGAUAUUCAGGCCCUUCAGAAUUUAAGUGUUUUUAAAUAUAGUGUUCAGACUGUAAUGGGUGUGUUCUACCAGCUGGUCUACUCAGUCAUAUUAUUUUUACUUUGCAGAACAGCCCAUGACUUUAUGUUGCUUGUUCAGUACCUUUUGAAUUCUCUAGAAAAGUUGUUUUCAAAGCAAACAUUCCAUGAUGAAUGUGGCUCCUCAGUGGCAUGUCUGUAUUGUGCUUGAAGAUUCUGCAGGUUCUGACAGUAAUUGCAGGGUCAGCCCCAAGUAGAGGAGAUGGACUUUGGAGUGAGAUUUGAUUGCACUUUGAGUCUAUUUGUGUGCCUAGAUCGUUUUAGUGUUCUGGAGUAUUCAAGCCAAGAGAAUGGCCCUUGAUGGUGAGUGCUCUGGGAACUGUGUUGGCCCUUCUCCCUCAGAGCCUGGGAUCUCAUCACUGAUCCUGAUCCAACAGCAUCUUCAUCUCCAUUCCCAUCCAGUGGCACUGCAGACUAACUGCACUUCCUUCCCAGAGGACAGCAGGCUGAGAGGACAGAGCCCUGGGCCCUCAUCCAGGGCAGGAAGAGGCCUGUGCCUCACUCCACAGAGCCUGUCUCCUCUUUCUUUUUAUCUCGGAGAUGUAGGAGAAAAUAUAAUUGUGAAUUCACACCAAUCUGACUCUAUCAUUUUAGAACCCACUUCCCACAUAUUGGAGCAACCAGUGCAAUAUGGAAUUGAUCUGGUCUGGUCAACUUUUAGGCUGUAACUGAAGUUCUUGUUUUCUAUCUUAUUUAAAAUAUUUUGUGAUACCUGAAUCAGAACCUUAUAGCAGCCGUCCCUGUCACUAUUUGCCUUGUGGACAGUGCUUAGCAUCACCGUCUAGAGUUUACCAUCUUUGAACUGUGAUGGGUUUGCUUUGGCUGGUUAUAAAAAAUACAGAUUUAAACUGGGCUUCACUUUUAGUUAAAGGCAAGUAAAAUUAACAAAAAUAAAUAUAUUUCACAAAAAUCAGCUGCAUGUUGUUACAUAUAUUAAAAUACAUAUUUUGUUUUUUAAAGAUGAGAGCUAAUUAAACCACAUGGUAUUUGGGGGCAAUGAAGGAUGUUUUUCUUAGAAGAGCAUUGUACAAUUAUAUUUUUUAUGAAAAAUAAAGUAUAUUCAUCAAAUCAUG